This is a messenger RNA of Eremothecium gossypii ATCC 10895, 1611 nucleotides long. It is a transcript of the gene PRR1, whose product is annotated as serine/threonine protein kinase PRR1. The transcript has a single exon. Gene Ontology annotation, cellular component: cell cortex. Gene Ontology annotation, molecular function: protein serine/threonine kinase activity; ATP binding. Gene Ontology annotation, biological process: protein phosphorylation; intracellular signal transduction. Lineage: Eukaryota; Fungi; Ascomycota; Saccharomycetes; Saccharomycetales; Saccharomycetaceae. The coding region runs from base 1 to 1611 and encodes 536 amino acids. The record is from RefSeq and is marked provisional.
AUGUCAGACAAGAAACUGUACGAUGCAUCGAACUGUGUGAGCGAGCACAUGGUGCUGCGGAAGGAAUUAUACGGGGAAGAUUAUGUUGGCGGAGAGCGGACGGUAGGAACGGUGAUCACGGAUGCGCCUGUUUCUCGGUCGAGCCUGCGGUCGGGUGACAAUUCCAAUGAGUUACCGACGCCCACGAAUAGCACUUUUCCCGUUGAUGUGCGCAACGUGUCGUUCAAAGACCUCGAAUUACAUAUUCCGAAGAAACGUGCCGGUAACAAGUGGUAUCCUGCGUCAGAGCUACCUCCGCACAAAUCCCGCAUGGAGCGGGACUUCAGCAAUCUGCCCUCUACGAUGGAGAUGGACGCACGAGGCUCGCGGGGGAACCGGGUCACGUCUGAUUAUUUCUCAGAGGGGACAGCAUCGUUUCCAGCGGACGUGAACGGGAACCGGGCACGGGUUGUUUCUUUGCCGGGCAUUGAGAGCGAGGGAGACCAGCAGGGAUCAGCAUGUGUGACUCAUAAUAAUGGAGAGCCCACUGUACUCCAGGAUGCAACAGGAGGAUCAGAUGCUGCGGCCACUAGAAAUGGGAUGGCAGAAGAUAAGCUAACGGGGUUCAUCCUACCAAACCUCAAUAGCCAGCUCUCCUGGCGGUUGGUGAAGCUGGUUGGGUCGGGGAACUUCAGCGAUGUUUAUCUAUAUGAAAACACCAGUGCUUCAUCUACAGAGGAGAAGUUCCAACAGGUGGCUGUGAAGGUCACCAGGUACCCUGCGGAGCUGCAGAACCCGCAAGCCAGAACGGCUACCAAGUACAAAGAAAUGCUCUCGAGACUCGAAAGCUCAUUGACACGCGAACUCGCUGUUUUGCGGUCCUUGGACUACCCCUGUAUCGUCAAAUUAUAUGGCAUCAAUGACUGCAGCUUUCUUGAGAGCCGAAGACCGCUUAUCGACCACAUCAAUGAACCUAGUCUACCAUCUUGCAAGAUGAUCAUGUCAUACUGUUUCGGAGGAGAUGUACUUGACGUCGCAAAACGCGGGCUUUUGCCCGACUGGCUGUUGCAGCGGGUCUUCACCGAAUUGGCCCACGCCGUCCUGUACUUACAUGAGAACCUUGUCAUACACCGAGACCUGAAGCUGGAAAACGUCCUUCUGAAGUAUCCCUUAGAGCAACUUCUCUCAAUGCGCGAGGACUUCAGUUGCAAUUUCAUAGAACUCGCAGACUUCGGACUUUGCAAAAGAAUACGGCAGAAUGAGCUCUGCACUACGCGGUGCGGCUCUGAAGACUAUAUUUCCCCAGAGGUGCUCAUGGGACUGCCAUAUGAUGGUCGUCUCUGCGAUACAUGGGCUCUUGGCGUGAUAUUGUACGCGCUCUUAGAGGACCGCCUGCCUUUUGACCCAUUACCUCUGCAAGGAUGGCGUGGCAACCGCCCCCGCUCUACAGCACACAGAAUUGCACGCUACGAGUGGCGAUGGCUGCGCCUUAUUAAUAAUAACCACCAUGCCAAGGUAAUUGUUGAAAAGUGUCUUGUAACCAGACAGCAUCGCUGGAGUAUCAAGGAUAUCACGGAGGCUGACUUCGUACGGACGCUUGCACCUAAACUAAAAUACCUACAUAGACAUUAA